CCAAUUUUUUAGUACAAGUAGAUUUAUUCAUUUUUUUAAUACAAAAUUCUCCGAAAAGUGGGUGGGAAAAAAGAUGCAUUGGGCCCAUAUGUGUUGUGGCCCUAAUUGAAAUAGGAAAGGAAACCAAUUUAAACCGAGACAGCAUCAUUCAUUCAUUCAUCGAAACCCAACAGCCCUAGCGCAGGAGUUCUCUGUUAUUGUCAUCAGAUUUCUCUCCGGAUUCCUUCUGCCCGUCGAUGGGAAAGGAAAUUACAGAUUCCUCCAAUACGAUGCAUCUCCAUGAAAAUCAUGGUGCUCUGUUGAAAGAAAACACAGCUCAUGUCAGAGAACUCUUCGACCAAUUUCUAUUAUCGUUGAAUCAUGAACCAGCUCCGCGGAUGAGGGCGACAUCAGGAAUGGAGAAUACAUACUCCUCUCCAUGCGACGGCCGCACUAUGCAUCUCCACAAAAAUCAUAAUCCGUUGGAAGACACAGUAGUUAAUGUGGAAGAGCUCAUGAGCCAGUUUUUAUCAUGGAUGGCCCUGAACACAGGAAAUCCAAGGGGAACAAUGAUUGCAUCCAAUUGUGGAUUCAACAAUGGGGCAGAUUUUGAGGAUGAACAUGUCACAAUUUAUAUCCAUUUGCCUGUCAGAAAGAUAAAGCCUGUACAUAAGGAAUCCUAUAGAGACGAGUGGUUUUCUAUUUCAACGCAGCAUUUGUCGUCCAGUAAAGGCAGUCCCUUCUGCCCGGCCUUUUUGGAUCCAGGCGAUGCCCAUGGAGGAUGGAAGGAAGCUCCUCCCCUGCCUCCGGUAACCUUCAAUUAUUACUUCUUUGAGGCCAAUGACAAGAUUUAUGGAUUGGGGAUCUUUAAGGGUCUCUCGUUUGAUUUAUUGUGUCUUGAUUGCCACGAUUUGUCUAAAGGCUGGCAGUCCAUACACCCCAUUAGUAAUGAACUAUCAAAACAGCAUCUUGAUGAUACUUUUUAUGCAUUCAAACUCCAAUAUGAAACCCCCGUUGAUCCUGCAACUUGUAAAAGCAAGCGCCGUGCUACGCAUGCCGUCAUUCUUUUAUCAAACCAUCUCGUUUCUUAUGAUUUUGACCAAAAUGCAUUUAAGGUGUAUGAUGACCACGUGCCGCAAGAAUGUUCCUGGAAAUGCUGCACAGGUGUUGGUCAUGGGAAUUUGUUUUACAUUUUGUGCCAGAAAAACACAUAUGAAAAGCCAUACGCCGUUCUUAUGGUCUACAAUGACAGCGUCCACAAAUGGUACCCAACUCCAGUUGUUGGUUUCGAGAACUUUCCUCAUGCUUUGCCAGUGAGCUAUGAAAGAUUUUCUAAACCGGAACUCCCACGUGCACAAUUGUUGCUCAUAGGCGAAGGACGUCUCUGCAUCCUUUGGGCUGACAAGGUUGACUUUCACAAUGCUGUCACUCCAAUUCACUGUACCAAAUUUGAUGUUCAAGUGAUUGAUGAGCAACCACGUGCUGUCAAUGUUUCCACCCAGUUGUUCAAUAUCAGGGGUCCACACUCUAUUCGGAUAAAUGCCGUUUUAAUUCGCAGGGAGACGAUGCCACAACUCUGAGGAAGAGAGUGCACACUGGUUGGGGUGUCCACGACACAGCCCUGCAAGAAUCAUAGAAGCAAGGGGCGUAAGACCAAGGAACACAAAAGCAAGGCGGGAGGUAUGGGGGGAAUGGGAGGAACAAGCUAAAGCUUUAUGAAUGGAUGGUAGUGUUUUUUCUGGUGUCUUCUUCAUCUAUUUUGGAGUGGGAAUGAAUCUGUGAGGCGAUGAUCUCUACGUUUCCCUGUGAACAACAAGUGAUAUGUAUGUAUCAGCUCCAAUGCCAGAACACAACAGAGAAAAUAGGAGAUCAGAGAGAGGGCAGAAGAACAUAAAGAAAGAGGUAAAAA
This is a messenger RNA of Cuscuta campestris, 1888 nucleotides long. Lineage: Eukaryota; Viridiplantae; Streptophyta; Magnoliopsida; Solanales; Convolvulaceae. The record is from the annotation of a GenBank genome assembly.